AUGCCGCGCCACCUCGGCCUCCACGGCGCGAUCGCCGCCGGCGCGUCGCGCCACCUCGCCCUGCACCACGGCGGCGUGAUCGCCGCCGCGGCGCCGGCGGCUGCGGCGUUCCUGGCCGUGUGCGCGCUGGCGCUGGCGCUGUGCGCGUCGCACUCGGGGGCGGGGGCGGCGGCCACAGAGCGGCUUCGGCGCGCGCUGGCGAGCGUGAGCCGCCGGAGGACGGACCCGGUCAUCAGCAUCCACCAGGUGCAGCCCGGCGGCGUAGGGGCCGACGCGUCCCCGCCGCCGUGCGUCUGGCAGAAAGGGAUCCUCAUGGGAGGGAAGUGCCAGCUACCGGACUUCUCCGGCGUCAUCAACUACGACCCCGCCGGCAACAUGGUGGCUCCCGGCCGUCCUCGGGCCGUGCCGGCGCUUGGCUGGUGAUCGACGCCAUGAACUCGUCCAAUCGAGAGUGACGUGUGUGUUGUACGUGUGGCGUGGACUCGUAGAAGUAAUCUGCUAUUUAGAGUGGCAUCCAACAAUGUGCUGGAGUGGAUUUCUUUCCUUGCGAUGUUCUGUGAAAGGGCAAAUUCCUAGUUUCAUAGCCUUGGGGUGACGAUCUCAUUAAUUUUCUCUUGGGACUUGUGUAUUCCUCUUUUCAUCGAGAAUCUCCUGAUGUACCUGGUCUCCAGCUGAAA
Hordeum vulgare subsp. vulgare (domesticated barley) is the source of this 677-nucleotide messenger RNA. RefSeq lists its product as uncharacterized. Bases 1 to 423 code for a protein of 140 amino acids. Lineage: Eukaryota; Viridiplantae; Streptophyta; Magnoliopsida; Poales; Poaceae. The record is from RefSeq and is a predicted model, not a curated record. The transcript has a single exon.